GACGUACCUGCAACGGCUUCUUCUUCGGCAACCCCCACCUCUGUGACCUUAUCUUCUUCUGUUUCCUGUGUCAAGUGGCAACAGACGUUAUUCUGCUCCCUGCAGGAAGCGACUAAAAACUAGGGAAGGACACACUCCAGUUCCCAGCAGGCCGUUCGGUCUAGCACGUGUCGGGCAGCGGCAUCAUGUCUGUAUUUGUAGACUUAAACCUGAGCUACACAGCGGACAACAACCGGCUCCGGGCUCUGAUAGAAACGGCCGCUCAUCUCGGUUUCUCCACUGUUGCCAUCAACUAUGUGUUUGAACCCACGACCAAGAAGAAACAGGAGAUCCCCGCCCCCAAGCCGAUCAGUGCGCUGAUUGAUCAUCUGCCAAUUGUUCAGGGUCGCUCUCGUCCAAUCACAGUGCUGAACAGACUGACUGUGGUGAUGUCAGACUCCAGCCACUUCAGGCCAAACGCUGCAGAGUAUCGUGGGUUUGAUCUUCUCGCUGUGUAUCCGACCACAGAGAAACUUUUCCAUUCAGCAUGUAUGCUGCUGGACAUCGACAUCAUUGUUAUCUCAGUCACAGAGAAGCUUCCAUUCUUCUUCAAGAGGGCACCGGUCAAUGGGGCCGUAGACCGGGGCGUGGUGUUUGAGGUCUGCUACAGUGCAGCCAUCAGAGACUCCACCAUGAGACGCUACACCAUCGCCAAUGCCCUCAGUCUGAUGGAGACCUGCAAAGGGAAGAGCGUGAUCCUGUCCAGUGCAGCGGAGAAGGCUCUGGAGCUCAGGGGUCCAUACGAUGUAAUCAACCUAUGUUGUUCUCCUGAUGCCGGGCCUCAGAGGCAGGUUGUUUGGUUUGUCCGACGCCGAUGCAAAAGAAGCUUUGUCCUCCACCUGUCGAUCAGUUCUACUGCAUGCAGAGACCAGGAAGACGGCCAGCGGCAUCGUCUACACCAGGAGAAGCUGUCAGGAGGAUUCGCCUCAGCCUGACCUCUGUGAUGCUCCUGCAGCUAAAAGACCUCACCUGGCUGAGUGAGCAACUGUAUACUUGUUAUAUUUUUUUACUUCUAACACACGUUGGUUUUGACUCAGUUCUUCUUUAAAUUGAACUAAUGCAACUUUUGUGACUGAAUAAACAGUUUGAAUUCUGA
Molecule: messenger RNA, 1135 nt
Organism: Betta splendens (Siamese fighting fish)
Lineage: Eukaryota; Metazoa; Chordata; Actinopteri; Anabantiformes; Osphronemidae
Gene: rpp30
Product: ribonuclease P/MRP 30 subunit
Exons: 13
Coding region: 186-974 (262 amino acids)
Biological process (GO): translation; tRNA processing
Cellular component (GO): ribosome; nucleolar ribonuclease P complex
Molecular function (GO): RNA binding; structural constituent of ribosome
Source: RefSeq, a predicted model, not a curated record